Messenger RNA from Sander lucioperca (pikeperch), 3689 nucleotides. RefSeq names its product zinc finger protein DPF3-like. The record is from RefSeq and is a predicted model, not a curated record. NCBI's taxonomy places the organism in Eukaryota, Metazoa, Chordata, Actinopteri, Perciformes, Percidae. The transcript has 11 exons. Gene Ontology annotation, cellular component: nucleus. The coding region runs from base 77 to 1111 and encodes 344 amino acids.
CGAGCUCUGAUUGGUCAAUUCCCGUAGGUUUCCCUCAGAACUGCAAGACGCCGAUAUUGCGUUACAUUGUAGCAAAAUGGCGGCUGUCAUUCAGAAUCCACUAAAAGCGUUGGGAGACCAGUUCUACAAGGACGCCAUAGAGCAGUGCCGCAGCUACAAUGCUCGCCUGUGUGCUGAACGCAGCGUCCGCCUACCAUUCCUGGACUCACAAACCGGUGUGGCCCAGAACAACUGCUACAUCUGGAUGGAACGACACCACCGCAGCCCCGGGGUCGAAGCCGGGCAGAUGUACACAUAUCCCGCCCGCUGCUGGAGAAAGAAGAGACGGCUGCACAACACCACGGAUCCCCGUCUGGGCAUCUAUGGUCUCAAGCUCGACAGCGUGAAGGACACCUUGCCCACCCAGAGCACCACGCUGGAGGCUCUGCUACGAGGAGAGGGUCUAGACAAGAGGAACAACUCUAAGAACGAUGAGGAGAGCCUGCUGGAGAUCCAGAGAGUUCUGGAGGCAGACGCAGCAGAAGAUGCUUUCAAUGAUGAUGACGACUAUGAGGUGGACACUCCCAAGAGGAGACAUCGGGGCAAAGGAAGAGGUCGGGGUUCAGGCCGCAGGAAGGCAGAUAUGGAGGACGACAAGCCAUAUGUCUGUGACAACAGAUACAAACAAAAGCAGAACUCAAAAUCUUCGGCCUCAGUCUGUGCGAAGCGCUACAGGAACCGUACAGGACUAAGCUACCACUACACCCAUUCCCACCUGGCAGAGGAGGGCAGAGCCGGAGAGAGAAGCUCAGUGGCGUCGAAAUCCCCCUCUGCACAACAGACUGACAGACACAAACGUCCAAAGGGUCCAGGUGGGACCAAUAUUUCCAACAACUACUGUAAUAAAUGCCAGGGCUCGAUCAAGAAAACGGGUAAAUCUGGAUCUCCCUACUCAACCUGCCAAUGCAAAACUGACCGUGGAGAAGAGAAGGAAGAUGGGACUUUUACUGGAGCAGAGGAGCUGUUCGGCACCACCUCGGAGAGCGACACCUCCACCUUUCACGGCUUUGAAGACGAUGAUCUGGAAGAGCCCGCCACAAACGGCAAUGGAAUAUCCAACCGACACAGAUAAAAAGAACCUUUUAGAUUCAAAGAAACAUUUUUUUAUAUGGAUUAACCUCUGGCAAAAAUCUGCUGCUUCUUUUUCAAUGUUUUUUUUGUUUGCAGAAAGCACAAAGUGAUCAUUUCAGGACAGAAAUGCAAGUGGUAUUUUAUCUACUGAACAUUGUUGAAUAAUUUAUGAACACCUUUUUAUAUAUAAAUAUAUAUAACUUUCAAGGCUAUGAAGUACAGUGUUUCUUGAGAAGUGACUCGGUCUCCAUGCAAAACAGAAGAAGGAGUGUUUUUUUUUCCCCGUCACUGGAGCAGGAGGAGCAUAAACGUUAUGAACAAAAAACACUGGAGAAAUUUGAACAAUAGAAAAUUUUAAAGGCAUAAAUGAUACAGUACGUUUGGAAGAUGAUUGAAUGUUAUUGCAUACCCAUUCUUAAACUACUGGGUGUUUUUGACUCAGUAGUCGGGUGCGACUAUGAAGGUCUCUGCUUCUGCUCUAACUCUGGAUUAAACUUGUAUGAAAAUGAAGGAACCAAUGAAAGAACUGCCACAGACCACUGGAAAUGUUUGAAAAUGAAGAAGCCUUUAAAUAUAGUCUUUACAGAUAAAGAGGACUAAAUAAAUGAAAGGAGCACUCAAGCACAUUGUCAUGUGGCCCACAGGUGGAGGUGACCAGUGAAGAAGAGGAUUUUACUCUGGAAAAACUAAUGAGCCUUCAUGUCCCUUCUGAUUUGAGCCUAAAAUAACUGACUGAAACGGAUCAACAGACAUCCACCACUUUAACAGGCCAUGUGGCUUAAUUGAAACAACUGCUCCCUUGAUGAUAUGUAUCGAUCCCUUCUGAACAUUUGAUAUGUGAGUAGAUCCAGCUUAAUUUCAUCCUUUCUGCACUGUGCUGGAGCUCCGCUGAGCUACGGGAACACUAAAGGCCAGGCCUUUGGACUGUUUGUGCCCCUCGGCCCAGCCUGCCCACUCCUGCUCUGUGACUGUGUGUCUGCCGUGUGAUCCGAUGUGACACUAAGACGUCAUAAUCCUCAUCACUGUGCCAGCCUGCCGCUCUGCACUGGAAACCAGCUCUGACAGCCAUGACCCCUCCAACCUGAUUGGACCAGUGACCCCUGACCCCAGCCAUAGACAUGGUGCUCAAAUCCACCACUAUACAUGCAGACCUCUGGACUACUGUAUUAAUACCCUGAUAUGGACGCAAAGGUUUUAUCUUUCUGCCUCUCUGUCUGUUUUUGCUCUGUAUUUCCUGAGCCUCUCUGAUCUCAUUCUAAAUUUGAAUGCGUUGCAGUAAUUUAGCUAAUUUUAUUUUCAUCUUUUCUCUGUUGUAUAAUAUUUCUAUGUUUUGAAAUCUUUAAAGUUUGAUUAGUAUGACUUCUUGGGUUUGUUCAGACUGUAUUAAUACCUCUGUUCUGAUCAGGUGCACAAUAGCCACAACUACUCAGGCAUCUUUCAUUUCCUUUGCUGUUGAUUGUUCAGCCCUGGUUCAUGUGAUUGUAUUCAGUUGGCAAGGAGGGACAAUAACGCCACAAAAGGAUACCAUUAUAAUCAACUCCCAAGAGGGAUUUGGGUUGUUGCAGUCUCAUUGUGUAGGAAAACAUUGCUAUAAUAAACUUCAACUUUGUCGGCUUUCCGUUUCAAAUCUACAGUCUCAGCAGAUUGUGACAGCAGUGGGAAUCAUCUCCGAUGCAUUUGAAAACAAUAUUGUUGCUAAAGAGACAUAACUCUACUCAGAUCCAUAUGCUUAGGGAUAAGUGAAAACUGUAUAUCCAAGUUAUGUGACAUUUCUGUUGAGUGCUUUAGAGGGCCUAAUUGCUUUAUGACAUUUAGAAGGUGCUUGCAGUACUGUAUCAAAAAGCAUUUUAGGGCGAUAGGUUGCACAUACUGUGUAAGAGGUCUGGGUCCUUCCAUGUGAUUAUAAAGUAUUGCUGCAAUGUAUUAUUAGCUGCUCCGUUUUUGAAGCUAACCAUUAAUCCUGUGUCUGGUAUGACUUAUAAAGCGUAAAUGCUUGUGCAUUCAAACCAUCUUUCUUCACUUCCCUCAGGGACCCUCCACACAACAGUUUCUCCAUUGGAGAAAGAAUGGAUCUGAGACUUCUCAAUUAUCUUGUCGUCUUCUCUUGUAUCAGUUAUUUGGUGUUUCCACAGUUAAAUGGGUCAUUGUGUCUUUUAUCUUCCAAAGUCAUGCCAGUAAGUGAAAGCAUGUGUUCCUCAAUCAUAACCUGCUUAAUGUUACCUACCGUAUAUGAACAGGCCUAGUGUGGUGCAGUUCUGAACAAAAGGAGACGCUCCUAAAUGCAAAAGUCAGUGAUGUCUGCUUCGACUUACCGUAUGUGUCACCAAUCAUUGAAUAGCCUGUAUACCUCGUCAAAGUCACAGCAAUAGGCCCUGAUAUUCUCUUGUCAAAGCCUGCUGGGGUUGGAGAGGGAGGAUAAGGGUGGGAACGGAGCCAGGAGGAGAUGAAAUGGACAUGACUGGGCAUUUGUUUCAUCUUCAGCUGUAAAUACAAAAUUGAAAUGGAGAGAAUGAAGAAGUCUUUGUUUGUUAAACAAUUUUUAUUGUUCUGAAAAAAUAAAGAAAACGAAUGAAUGGUAA